Drosophila rhopaloa is the source of this 1186-nucleotide messenger RNA. Its product is annotated as transcription activator MSS11. The transcript is spliced from 4 exons. NCBI's taxonomy places the organism in Eukaryota, Metazoa, Arthropoda, Insecta, Diptera, Drosophilidae. Bases 149 to 988 code for a protein of 279 amino acids. The record is from RefSeq and is a predicted model, not a curated record.
UCAUUCGUACUUUGUUCAUCGUAAGAUUCAGAUCUAUUUGAUACAAAAAUAAAAUCUAAAAUUUCUAAAAAUUUAAAUUCGUAAAAAAUUUGGAGUUACAAAUUUGUAUAUUUCUUUCGGAAACUGUCGAAUUUUCCUCAAUUCAAACAUGAAUUUUUGCUCAGUGCCCUACGAAGCUGAUUACGGCAUGUACGCCGACUCGAAGAUGAAGAGCGUGCCUCAGUACCCGUUGAGCAUGAGUCCUGGCCAGGGCCAAGGUCAGUCCAUGUCCGUGCAGCCACUAAAUCCACCCCAGAUGAACCUGCAGAUGCAGAUGCCCAUGCAGAGUGCUCCACAGAUGACCUCGUACCCCGUGCAAGGUAUGCCGCUGGGCAUGAUGCCCGCCGGCAAUGGGAUGACCCCCAUGUCCACGAUGACCUCACAACUGCCGAUCGGAGCGGUGACGCCACUGAGCAGCAUGACCAUGAUGCCCAUGAUGGGCAAUCCCAUGGGGGCGAUCGACGCCCCCGGAAUCAAUGCGGUGAUUCCCGACCUGCAGCCCAUGACCUCAAUGGGCCAGAUGCAGCCGCUGCAGCAGUACCAGCAGUCUGGAUCCACCACCCAAAUGCACCAAGGUCGUCUGACGGGCGGAGCCAGUGGUGCGAUGGUUGGGUCCUGUCCCUCGUCGCCCUCGCAUUCCGGCAGCUGGAACCCCAGUCCCAGCUCCAUGAUGACCAACGGCAACAUGUGGCAGUAUAGCCAGCCCAUGCAGAGCCACCAGCCGCAGUACCAGCAGCAGCAACACUUCCAACCGCAGCAGCAGCACCACCAGCAGCACCACCAGCAGGGAAAUCGCAUGAAGUCCUCCUACGAGCUGCCACCCAGCAUGUAUCGGGAUGUGCGGAACGGACUGAACACACCAUCCAUGCACGAAUCUCCCAAGUACGGCAAGAGCAAUCAAUCGUUUAAUUGCGGAAAAUCGGUUAGCAAGGUCCCCCAUUGGCGCUGACGAAACCCUUGAGCCCAUCAUCAGUUGAUUUUUGUACAUUUGCAUGAUUGGUGUCUCACAAAUUACACUCCUUGUUUUAAGACUUCCCCUUCGCAAGCUACACUCCAAAAAAAAACAUAACACACGAGCACACUAACAUGGUCACAAACAUAUUGGUGUGGAAUAAAUGGUUUAUUUAUGUUUUUGGCCAAAAAGAAA